Messenger RNA from Alternaria metachromatica, 1257 nucleotides. RefSeq lists its product as uncharacterized. The transcript has 2 exons. The record is from RefSeq and is a predicted model, not a curated record. NCBI's taxonomy places the organism in Eukaryota, Fungi, Ascomycota, Dothideomycetes, Pleosporales, Pleosporaceae. The coding region runs from base 1 to 1257 and encodes 418 amino acids.
AUGAAUCCUGAGUUCCGCGAAGGUCUCACAACAUUCACUGGAGCUGGAGGUGACUUUGAAAACAUCCAAGCGAACAAAGUACGUGCGUUCAUCAUCACGCCGUAUCGGGAUCAUGCCGUAAAUCCAGCAAGAGACGAUGUUCAAUUUCCAGCCGAAGUCACUAGGAUCAAGAAUUUGUUGACCAGCAUUCUUGGACGAAGUGACACACUUACCAUUCCCUACUUUCCGGCUGGGAGAGAUGACGAUAAUAGAGCCCCCAAAGGCAAGAUUUACAUUCAGUAUGACCCCGCGGCAGCAGCUCUCGUACCAACAGAAGGCGGUUGCAAUCAGCAGCAAGCUGCGGCGAUAGAGCUUUGGUUUGAGGAUGCUCUUACCUACCGUUACAGAGACUCAUGGCAGCCAUUCCAGCAUCAGGUUGUGCAGGCAAAGAAACGUUCCGUCGCAUCUAGUGGUAAAGACCUGCGCUUGCUCAGAGGGAGAGAGGUGACGGAUGCGGACGAAGCAGAGUGGAAAGAGUACGAGGCUUUGAUGAGACGUCAGGAUGGCGACACUUGUGCUCGACCUAGCAACAGCUUGUCGGUAUCAUCGGUAUCACUCAUUCCAUCACCAGCUUCGACCGUACCUACUCCGUCCACCCUCCAGACAACGGUCAGGCCGUCAUUGAGCGACUCAACCGGCGAAAGCUCAAGCCCACCGCCCUCGUCGAUAGCCACAUCAUCACCAACUUCAAAGUCUUCUUUGGCGACGGAUACCCCGUUUCUUACGUGGAAACCGGCACAGCCUAGUACGACAAAAUCACCAUCAGCAGCGCCCAAGCCAUCUUCUACAUCGCAAUCUCCACCUCCACCUCAAACCGAGCCUCCGACAAAGGCAUUAUCGGUGAUCUUCCGGAACACAAAUGGCAAUGGCGAAGACUACAACAACUGGACCUUCUUCGAGAUCAAACCCAACACCCAAGCCGAUGGCUGCAGCGUACCCAUCCUCAACGAUGUCUCGCGGCAAUGGUCCGAUGCUCCAGCCCUGUCAAACCCGUCGUGGCCGCACGGCACUUUCACCAUGCCACUGUUUGGAGAAGAGGAUUGUGAAUACCUGAGUGAUGGGACUAACCCGGGUGUGCUCCACUGCCCUAGUAUGGGUGAUGGCAAGACGGUCGGAUGUAAAGAGGCUGAUGAAAAGGACGAUGCUGAUGGUGUUACGGAUUGUAAUUAUCCGGGUCUUAAGAGGAAGGUCCAUAUUGUUGUUUAUUGUGAGUGGUAG